AUGGCAGCAGCGGACACAAGCCAUGUGAAGACUGCAAGGGACGGCUAUGAACCUGUGACCAGGGAUAGCCUCAAGGCCAGGAAGGAAGCUGAAGCAGUAGUUGUCGACAUUGGCACAGGUUAUUUUAAGUGUGGCUUUGCAGGAGACCCAGGCCCUUCCUGCAUUGUUUCAUCUACGGUUGGUAAGCCCACGCAGGGGACUGGGAGUGAUCAAAAAGAAACCUUUGUUGGAAAAGAGAUUCAGAAUAGCAUCUUACCCUUAACACUUGUCAACCCAGUAAGACAUGGCAUAGUGGUGGACUGGAACUGUGUCCAAGAUACUUUGGACCAUAUUUUGCAGACGGAGAUGAAGAUUCAGCCAGAGGAGCACACUGUUCUGGUAUCACUGCCUCCCCUGUGUUCCAUCACUGAGAAAGAGAGAUGUGCUGAGAUUAUGUUUGAAGGACUUCACCUGCCUGCUAUCCACAUUGCCUGCCAGUCCCAUUUAUCCAUGUACUCCUAUGGAAAAACCUCAGCCCUUGUGGUGGAAAGUGGCCAUGGUGCUUCACAUGUGGUUCCCAUCUAUCAAGGUUAUGUUAUACGUAGCACCACUGGGAGAGUAGAUUAUGCUGGUUUGGACAUCACAUGUUAUCUCAUGAAGUUACUAAAUGAGUCUGGAUAUGCGUUCACAGAACACCAGCUAAGCAUGGUACAAUAUCUCAAAGAGAAGUGUUGUUACACUUCUCUGGACUUCAGACAGGACUCAAGUUUGCCUGUUCAGCAACAGCAAAUGGAUUAUGAGCUGCCAGAUGGACACCUUGUCACCAUGGGCAAGGAGAGAUUCCUUUGUGCCGAAGCGCUCUUCAAACCAGCCCUACUUGGCUCACAGCAGCCAGGGCUUUUGCAGCUGACACUCAGCUGUCUCCACAAGUGUCCUGCCAAUCUCAAGAAAGAAAUGGUGGGGAAUAUCCUGCUAUGUGGGGGCAGCACGAUGAUGGAGAACUUUGCUGACCGCUUCCACAUGGAACUGGCCAGAUUGUGCCCCACUGACAACUUUGUCAUAGCCGCAUCCCCUCAAAGAAGGUCUUCUGUCUGGAUUGGUGGGUCUAUUCUGGCCUCACUCCAUGCUUUCCAGGAGCUCUGGAUUUACAGGAGUGAGUAUGAAGAAUGUGGUCCUCCCUGCAUUUUUAAGAAGUGCUUCUGA
Molecule: messenger RNA, 1182 nt
Organism: Mesitornis unicolor (brown roatelo)
Lineage: Eukaryota; Metazoa; Chordata; Aves; Mesitornithiformes; Mesitornithidae
Product: actin-like protein 7A
Exons: 1
Coding region: 1-1182 (393 amino acids)
Cellular component (GO): cytoplasm; nucleus
Source: RefSeq, a predicted model, not a curated record